Heterostelium album PN500 is the source of this 666-nucleotide messenger RNA. RefSeq lists its product as uncharacterized. The coding region runs from base 1 to 666 and encodes 221 amino acids. The transcript has 2 exons. The record is from RefSeq and is a predicted model, not a curated record. Lineage: Eukaryota; Evosea; Eumycetozoa; Acytosteliales; Acytosteliaceae.
AUGGAUUUUAUCAGUCAUUCCCGUAUUCAAAAGAUUCUCUCAUUCCUACCAAAGCUAAGGGGACUACAGCAAAAUCUUACACACAAAGUUAUUCUUACCACUCACAUGAUUCUGUUAUGUGAUCCGCUUCAUAAGAGUACUGCAAUCGAAUUGACAAUGGCUAAAGAUAAAAAGUGUAAAAAUAUUCUGAUUGACUAUGAACUGUUGAUGUAUAUCGUUACAAGGGAGAGAAUUACUUAUAUGAUGUCGAAAGUAUUGGACUCGACAUUGAAGCUUGCUUUUCUCUAUGGCAAUACCGAGUAUAUCGAAGCGAUUAGGAACUCGAAACACGAUAUCACAGAGAAAACUUGGCAAAAGGGAUUCUUACACGCAAUCAAGAGCAGGGAUAUCGGAUGCAUUCGAUACCUAUUGGAGGAGAUCAAAAGAUCUUCAAGAUGCGACCAAGCUUCACCUUCGAUGAGCUUAUGCAGGAAAAAGGAUUCGACCGAUAUAGGAUACUCAAUCAUUACAAAUCCAAUUGGAUUUUCGAUUUGGAGAAUGCAAAGUAUGCAAUUAGAAAUCAGGAGUUGUUCCUCUUGUCCACCAUCUACGAGAGUUCACUCAAGUACGAUAGUUAUUUCCAAGAGUUCAACCAAUCAAUCUCGAGCACAAUACGAAACGGAAUGA